This is a messenger RNA of Neltuma alba, 5111 nucleotides long. RefSeq names its product TMV resistance protein N-like. The record is from RefSeq and is a predicted model, not a curated record. Gene Ontology annotation, molecular function: zinc ion binding; ADP binding; nucleic acid binding. The coding region runs from base 1 to 5058 and encodes 1685 amino acids. NCBI's taxonomy places the organism in Eukaryota, Viridiplantae, Streptophyta, Magnoliopsida, Fabales, Fabaceae. The transcript is spliced from 10 exons. Gene Ontology annotation, biological process: defense response; signal transduction.
AUGGCAAGUGACCAUGAAGCCUCUUCCUCAAAUUCUUCCAGCUCCAAUUCAACCCGAGGGACCUGCAAAUAUGACAUUUUCUUGAGUUUUAGGGGUGAAGAUACUCGUAAAGGCUUUACAAACUACUUGUAUCAUGCAUUAAAUAGGAGUGGAUUUAGAGUUUUUAGAGAUGAUGAAGAACUUGAAAGAGGAGAAGUUAUCUCACAGGAACUUCGACAAGCAAUUGAGGAAUCUCACUUUGCGGUUGUUGUUCUCUCCAAAACUUAUGCCUCUUCUUCAUGGUGUUUAAAUGAGCUCCAACACAUUCUUGUCUCAAGAAAUAAGCUAGGUCAAAUAGUUUUCCCCAUCUUUUAUCAUGUAGGUCCAUCUGAUGUAAGAAACCAACGAAAAGCCUUUGGUGAAUCUUUUGCCAAACUUGAACAGAAGUUCCAACAUGACCAACCAAAGCUGCAAAAACGGAGGGAUUCUCUAACAGAAAUGGCUAAUUUAUCUGGUUUUGAUUCCAGUCAAUAUAGGUACGAAACAGAACUCAUUGAGAAUGUGGUUGGACAUUUAUGGGACCAAUUUUGUUCUGAAUUGCCACCUGUCAGUGUAAGUGAUGCACUAGUUGGAAUUGAAUGGAGAGUAGACCAAAUCCUUUCAGUGUUAGAGAUAGGGUUGGAUGAUGUUCGGUUUAUAGGAAUAUGGGGAAUGGGAGGUGUGGGCAAGACCACUCUUGCUAGAGCUAUCUAUGAGAGGUUUCAUAGCCAAUUUGACUUGCAUUGCUUUCUUGCCAAUGUCAGGGAAGAUUCGGAAAGGAAUGGCCUUGCUCACUUGCAAAGUAAACUGCUUGCACGUCUCAAGAUAAGAAACAUGCAAAUUGAAGACAAGCAUGAAGGAAAGAAAACAAUAGGAUACCUUUUCCGCAAUAGAAAAGUUAUGCUUAUCCUUGAUGAUGUAAAUCUUAUAAGCCAAUUAGAGAGUUUAGCUGGAAGCCGGGAGUGGUUUGGUGAAGGGAGUAGAGUAAUCAUUACAACUAGGGAUGUUCACUUACUGAGAUCUCAUAAUGUGGAUGAAAUAUACGAGGUGAAACCAAUGAACCAUGAUGAGUCUCUCCAACUCUUCUGUCAAAAAGCAUUUAGAAGAGAUCCACCUACAAAGAGUUUAUUGGAAUUGUCAAAAUCAGUAAUUAAUUAUGCAAAUGGCCUUCCUUUAGCUGUCUGUGUCAUGAGCUCCUUCUUUUCAGGACGAAGGGAAAUUGAAUGGGAAGAUGCUUUGGAUUUGUUGAAAAAGGAUUCAAGUAAUAAUAUUUUUAAGAUACUUAGAUUAAGUUAUGAUGCAUUAAACCAUGUGGAAAGGACAAUAUUUUUAGAUAUUGCAUGUUUUUUCAAUAUGUGGGGCAAGGAUGAAGUAACAAAAAUAUUGGCAAGCUGUGGUUUUGAGGCAACAAUUGGUAUGAAAAGUCUUAUUGACAAAUCAUUGCUAGCUGAAAUUGAGGUUGGCAGUAUCAAGUACAUAGAGAUGCAUGGUCUGGUUCAAGAAAUGGGUAGGCUUAUUGUUUUUGAUGAAUCUCGUGAUGAUGUUGGAAGGCGCAGUAGAUUGUGGUUUUCUCAUGACAUUGAUCAAGUACUAAAUAGAAAUAUGGGAACUAAAGCAACGGAAGGUGUGGUUCUGCCCUUUACUUUUGCAAAAGAUGAAGCAAAUUGGAAUCCUGCAUCUUUCUUACGAAUGCGUCUGCUUCGAUUACUAAUCAUAUCAUGUAAUUUUAACCUUCCCCGUUGUCUUAUGGGCUUUCCAUGGGCAUUAAAAGUUCUUCACUGGUAUGGAUAUCCUCUAAGAGAUCUUCCCUUGAAUGUGAAACCUUAUGAACUUGUAUAUCUCAAGAUGCACAAUAGCAAACUAAAGCGACUUUCUCAGGGCACACAAUUUAUGGAGAAUCUAAAGAUUUUGGACUUGAGCCAUUCCAAGUACCUUAUUCAAAGUCCAGAAUUUUAUGGACUUCAAAAUUUAGAAAGAUUAGUUCUUGAAGGCUGCGCCAAACUUGCUAAUAUUCAUCCUUCACUUGGACAGCUCCACCAUCUUCUUGAAGUAAAUUUGAAAGGUUGCCUGAAUCUUAAAGUCCUUCCAAGACAAUUGGAAAUGGCAUGUUUAAAAGAGUUUGUUCUAGAAGAGACUGGCAUAGAAGAUGUUCCUGAGUCACUUGGAUCCUUAACUAGAGUUGAAGUUUUGAAUCUAAGAAAUUGCAGAAGUCUUAAAUUCCUUCCAAGAAAACUCGACAUGAACUCUUUGAAGGAAUUUGUUCUUUGUGGAUGCACAAAAAUUAGAGAUCUUCCAGAAUUCGGAGAAAAUAUGAAAAAUCUCAUUACACUUGAUGUGCAAGAGACAAGUAUAGCCAAACUUCCUGAAUCUCUUGGAUCAUUAACUAGUCUCCAAACUUUGAAUUCAAGGGGUUGCGAAAAUCUUGUUAGCCUUCCCCACAACAUUAAAAAAUUGAAGCACUUGAAAGUUCUCAAUAUUUCUGGUUGUUCAACUUUUUCUAAGCUUCCAGAUAAUCUCAAUGAAAAUGAAGCCUUGGAAAUGCUUGAUGCAAGCACAACUGUUAUAGCAGAAGUACCUUCUUCUAUUGGUGAUUUACAAGGACUCAAGAAACUGUCAUUUCAAGGAUGUUCUUCCCCUAUGGGCUUAAUGUUGCCCAAUUCUAUCUUCAACAUUAAGUCAUUGACAAAAUUGGAUUUAAGCUACUGCGAUAUAGAUGAUGGAAUCCUUCCCUAUGAUCUCGGUGGCCUAUCAUCAUUGAAAAAGUUAGAUCUGAGCGGAAACAUGGUUCUAAAUCUACCAGCUAGCUUCAUUUCUAAUCUUUUGGAUCUACGAUUUCUUUAUCUGAAUUCUUGCCCAAGGCUUCAAUUUUUGCCACAACCUUCACCAGGUUUAUAUCUAAUGGAUGCAGGAGAUUGUGCUUCACUGACAACUUUGUCAGAUGUAGAAUUGUUACAUCUCUUUACUUCGCUUAACCAGGGUGGAAACCAUGUUAAAAGGCUACCGCAUAGAUUGAAUGCUGACUCAUUGGCAACACUGUCCUUCAAAGCCUUUUCAGUCACUAUUCCAGGAAUGGAAAUACCAUCAUGGUCUGAGAACCAAAAAAGUGUUUCCCUGAAUAAGGAAUCUAAAAGAUCAAUAAUAAUUGACAUGCCUCCAUGUGAAUGGCUUGGAUUUGUGUUAUGCAUUGUGCUAGAAGAUGACAUGUUUUAUUCCACAGGGGCCAACCAAAAUCCCUUUGGGCUCUCUUUUUAUGCAAAAGCUUCUAAUGAUGAUAUCGUAUUCCUCCAAGGAAGGGAUCGAAAAUGUGAGAAGGGAAUAAGUUCUCCUCACUUGUGGAUCCUGUUUGGGCAAAUUGGAAAGCAAAGUGAUUUAUCAAUGAAUUACAGCCAGCUUCUCUUGAAAUUUGAAGCCCAAAAGAAUGAUGGACCAAGUUCCAUUAAGUGUGGGUGGCGAGUCAUUGAGAAAAUAGAUUUUGAAAACUUCCUUUCAAGUCUGCAAGAGCGCCAGGAUCAAGAAAAAACAAGGUGCUGUGAAGCUGAAGAUUCAGUGAGUGGGAGCCAUCGAGCCAUAGUCAAUGAACGUGAAACCGAGUCCCUAGAGCCUGCUUCUUCAUUCUUAGAAAAAGAAGGCGAUCUAUAUGAUUUGCAGAUUCAUUUUGAUAUUGACAAUGCAGGCUCCAGCCAAUGCAGACAUAGCCAUUGUGACUUUGCUCCAGCCAUUGCAGCUCCACCCACAGCCAUCCAUUCAUCAUCUUCAUCAACUUGCCAUCCACGUGAGAGUGUGCCUAGCCAGGUUGAUUUAGAGGAAGAUGAUGAGGCAGGAGUUACAAUCGAAUUAGAUUGGACAAGUGGUAGUGGUGACAAAGUAGAGAAGAGACAACUAGUGGGAGUGUUAAUAACAGAGGAAGCUUUGAACAAGCACAAAGUGAUGAGCAUGGUUGAACAGGCUUGGAAUUUGCUGAUAGAGGAGGUGGAUAUCUUGGAAUUAGGAGUUAAUUCAUAUAUGUUUACCUUUGGAAAGGAGGAUGAUUACUUUAGGGUGUUAAGAGGCAGACCUUGGUACAUCUCAGGAUGCCUACUCAAUAUCCAAGGAUGGACAGGGUAUAUGGUGCUAUCAGAUGGAAGAUUCAACAUGUCACCUUUCUGGGUACAAUUUCGUGAUGUGCCUGUAAAGGCUAUGACAGUGAAUAAUCUCAUAAAAAUAGGGAAAAAGAUGGGUGAGGUACUAAUGGUGGAAUGUCCUAUUGUUAAUGGAAGGAUUAUUAGGAGUUUUGCAAGGGCAAGGAUAAAUGUUGAUCUACGUCGUCCAUUAAUAACUGGGUUCUGGAUUCUAAGACCAGAGCUGCCAAAGCUAUGGAGCUCAGUGAGGUACGAAAGACUCGAGGGUCUUUGCUACAAGUGCGGAAUAAUAGGGCAUAGUUCAAGAACCUGUAAUUCCAAAAGGAAGAUGGCAGUGGUGGAUCCAGCAGAACCUAUGUAUGGUUUAUCGAUCAGUGUUGCUGCUGAGAGAAAUUGUGAUUAUGCUAUGCAUGUUUAUGAACAAGGGUGGUGUGAAGUUGGUGGGGAUGGUGAAAAAAAGAUGCAGUUGAACACUAAAAAUGCAAGACUUAGGCAUCAUGACUUUGCUCCUCUCAUUGCAAAUCCAGCCAUUACAGCACCACCAUCCACGGCCACCCAGUCGCCUUCUUCGUCGAACUGCCAUCCAUCUGAGAGUGUGACUACUCAGGAAGAAAGAAUUUUCCCUGAUGAUUCAAUUCAUGGCACACAAGUAUCUACCACAAAGCAGGAUCUUUCAUGGCGGAGAAAUCAUACACUUGCUGCUCGUCCUAUUUCCCAGGCUUACACAACAGACUCGGAAAAGACAAGUGCUGAGAAGAUACUUGAAGAACUCUUUCAAGUUUCAGACUUGGAAGACAUUCCAUUGCUGCAAAUUUAUGAUAUUCUCACCACUGAUGUAAACGAGUAUGAGUUAUUUAAGGCUCUUCCUAUGCGAUUAAGAAAACCUUGGAUUUUAAUGCAAAUCCAAAAAUAUUUUAGUUAAUCUGCAAUUUUUAUAAACCCUUGGAGACAAGUUCAUUGUGCUUUCUUAGCAUU